ACUUAUGAGUUAAAAUGCGAAACUGGCAUCCAGUUUGGCUUUCUGAAGAAAUAAUUUCAGUUUUUCUCAUGUUACUCAGUGCAGCCACUGUGCAUACACAUCUCUUUCAUCCAGACUUAGUGCUCUUUUGAACAAAGGCUGACAGUUUAAUCUUGUGGUGUCUGCUAAAGCCAAAUUGUGCUGACUUACGCCUGUAGCUCCUUCCUGCUUUUCAGUAAUGGGGCUGAUGAAACCUUCCAGCAGAAAGGAGGGUCCUUCUGCCACCUCCAGCUCAGGACAGGCACACUUUACUACAACUUGCAAGUUAUGUUGGUAGGAAUUUUGAGAGGACCUCAGGUAUUUGGGGACCUGUAAGUGAGUGCAGAGUGGAGAAAAUUGGCUUUGCCCAGAGUUAGUAGUGGGAGGCAGGAGCUGAAGCGCUCCCUCCAGAGCAAUGGUCCAGGGGGUUAACUGAAGUACAGCUCUGUCCAGAGUAGUAAAGAACACAAAAAUGCUAUAGCUGUUAUUUAGGUCACAGUCCUGUAUGGUCUGUACCUACUCUUCCCACAUUAGUGUUUUGGUAGGUAAUUUUUUUUGUACUUAGGUGCUUUAGCCCCCAUUCAGCAGCUACCUGCACUUGACCACAUUGAUGAAUUGUACUGUUGACUGCAUAGAUAUUUGUAGAGUAUCAGCAAUUCUUUGUAUGGGAAUUACUUUUGUAAAAGCUUAUGAAUCUGAAAUACCUGAAAAUUGUUACUGCCGAGUUUAUGAAUUACCACUAUUUGUUAUGUCUUUUUAUAGACCAAAAAUUACACUUAAAUAUUUACCAGUUUCAACAUGCAACUGUGAAGGUUUAGGUGCCCUUGUUGGAUUCCAGAGAUUUAUACUGCCAAGCUCCUACAUUGAACCGGUUCCACUUGAGCUUGCCUUCAAACUUUGAAAUGUUUAGGUUGCCCUGAAGUCAGGGGGCAGUUACAGUCUUCACUUCUAAGACUUGCAUAAGUUCCUUAUUGUUUAUGGACAAGGAAGUGCAAUACAGGGUGAACCUCUGAUAAUUCUUCUCACAUAUGUUUGCAUUAAAUUUUGAGGCUCACUUUUCUGUGCUGACUGAAAAGCUACUGCAUGCUUUCCCAGUUUGCAUCUUGGGAGAAGCAGAGGUAUUACAUAAUCCAGUUUCAACGUGACUGCACUACCUUUCAACACAGACUUGAACUCUGCCCAGAGGUGCCACUUGGUUGAAGCAUAAAUGAUCUGUUGUUGUGCAAUAGAAUCACAUCACCUUUGUUCAAUCAAAAUGUGAUUGCAUGUUGAUCCAUGUGAAACUUGGUGGCUUGCCAGUUGUCUAGGAUGCAAAACCUUCCUAAACUCCUGACUGAGAUAGUCACAAUCUCCUGGUGAGACCAUACUGCUCUCUGGGUGUAGUGUUUUGAAUAUCUGUGGAGAACAAGGAGGUGGCAUGCAAUCUUAAAACAAUUUGGUAAUCCUUAGCAUUGUCUUGGAGAAAAUGUCUUUUACACAGUGCUUACUGAGCAGUUUAGGUUCUUGGGAAGUUAAUUAUAAAAAAAUGGAAAAAACUAAUUAUAUGUAAAAGGCUUCUCUGUAGUAAGUAUGGAGUACUCUCUGGAGUACCUAUGGAAGAGAAAGCAUGACAGCCAGUGUCUUGUUUUUCCUGGGAGAAAAAACCUGAUGAAUUUCUGACAACAUAUAAGAGUGUACCAGGUAGGAUUGUGCCUCUCAGCUGUUUGAAUUGAGGGGUCACUCAGCUGUUUGUAUUGUUUGAUGUUUGGCAAUAUUGGUGAAAAAGAGUUUCUUAGUGCUUAAAAUCUUUUGGUUUGAUAGGUGCAUUGGUUUUGGGGAUACAGGGAAAAGUAUUGAUAGAACAAUGAACAUGAGCUGCAGACAUGCUGGUCUGAAGUGUCUUUUGUCUGCUGACACUUAGAAGCAGGUUCCUGGCCAGAUGUUUGAGUGUUGAAUUAUUUUGUUUAGUUGUUGCAAAAUAAUGUCUUCAAACUGUAACUUCAAAAACUGUAACAGGUAGAAAUUCCCUGUCAAACCAUCCUUUUUCUCUCUUUUUUUCAGUCCUUCACUUCCUACAGACAAGAGAAAAGCUGGUUGCCAGCAAGUGUGCUGUUCUUCCCUCCUUGCUUCAGCUCCUAGAAAAGAACCAAGUGUCACAGUAAUACUAAUUUUUUCCCCUUUGCUCUUUCCUGCUGUUGUUGCCAGGGUUUGUUCCCACUUGUAAACAAGUGGUGCAGGGAGCACGGAGAGAUGGGGGAGGAGUUCGGACUCACUGUGCAAAUACAUACAGACAUACUAAUCUAAAUUGAUGCCUCGUUGAAAAAAAUCACAGGUGAAGCAAACAGCCAACAAUGGCUCACUCAAAGGCUCUCUUAGUGCUUGAAAACUUCAUAGGUGGCAGAUUUGUUCCUUGUUCCUCCUACAUAGACUCCUAUAAUCCGUCCACCGGAGAUGUCUAUUGCAGGGUUCCAGACAGUGGCAAAGAAGAGGUGGAAGCUGCUGUCAAAGCUGCUAAAGAUGCCUUCCCAAUUUGGUCCUCAAAAAGUCCAUUGGAAAGAUCUCAGAUCCUGAACAAAUUGGCAGAUCUGAUUGAACAUGACCUGGAAGCGUUUGCACAAGCAGAGUCAAAGGAUCAGGGAAAAACGAUUACAUUUGCCAGAACAGUGGACAUCCCUCGGGCUGUGCACAACUUCCGAUUCUUCGCCUCCUCCAUCCUUCAUCACGUCACAGAGUGCACCGAAAUGCCAGCCAUGGGCUGUGUGCACUACACCUCCAGGGCACCUGUGGGAGUUGCUGGCUUAAUCAGUCCUUGGAAUUUGCCACUGUAUUUGUUGACUUGGAAAAUAGCUCCUGCCAUUGCAUGUGGAAAUACUGUGGUUGCCAAGCCAAGUGAGAUGACAUCUGUCACAGCCUGGAUGAUGUGCAAACUCCUGGAAAAAGCAGGGGUGCCUCCUGGCGUGGUGAAUGUCGUGUUUGGGACAGGGCCCAGGGCAGGAGAGGCCCUGGUGUGCCACCCCGAUGUGCCCCUGAUCUCCUUCACGGGCAGCACGCGGACGGCGCAGCGCAUCACGGAGAGAAGCGCCCCGCACUGCAAGCGGCUCUCACUGGAGCUGGGAGGCAAGAACCCCGCCAUCAUCUUCGACGAUGCUGACUUGAGCCAGUGCGUCCCCACCACCGUCAGGUCCAGCUUUGCCAACCAGGGUGAGAUCUGUCUCUGCACCUCCAGGAUCUUUGUUCAGAGGGGAAUAUACAGUGAGUUUUUGAAGAGGUUUGUGGCAGAGGCCAAGAAGUGGAAGACUGGGAAUCCCUCAGAUCUUACAAUCGAUGUGGGAGCACUAAUAAGUAAAGAGCAUCUAGAAAAGGUAAGGACCUAUGUGAAGAAAGCCCAGGCUGAAGGAGCCAGAGUCCUCUGCGGAGAGGGAGUGGAUCCUUUGGCCCUCCCACCUGGCAACCAGAAAGGCUAUUUCAUGUUGCCCACAGUUAUUGCUGAAGUCAAGGACGAAUCUUGUUGCAUGCAAGAAGAGAUCUUUGGUCCUGUGACAUGUGUGGUACCAUUUGAUACAGAAGAGGAGGUGAUCAGAAGAGCCAACGGUGUGAAGUACGGCUUGGCAGCCACGGUGUGGUCCGGCAACGUGGGGCGCGUUCACAGGGUGGCACACAGGCUGCAGUCUGGGCUGGUGUGGACCAACUGCUGGCUUGUGAGAGACCUGAACUUGCCAUUUGGUGGGAUGAAAGCCUCAGGCAUAGGCAGGGAGGGAGCAAAGGAUUCCUACGAGUUCUUCACUGAGGUCAAAACCAUCACAAUAAAGCACUGACAUAUGUCAACAGAA
Messenger RNA from Zonotrichia albicollis (white-throated sparrow), 3827 nucleotides. The record is from RefSeq and is a predicted model, not a curated record. Lineage: Eukaryota; Metazoa; Chordata; Aves; Passeriformes; Passerellidae.